AUGAUUCCUAUCAAACAGUCAAACGAAAAGAAAAGGGAAGAGAACCAAUUACCGAUCGGAGCAACACCCCUGAAGUCGCGAUCUGCUAAACCCCACCGAGACCAUUCCUCCUCCAAUCGAAGAAGCACAAUCCCAAACACCCCGUUGAUCGGCGUUUGCAGCCAUACUCCUCCUUACUGUUUUGUUGCAAGAAGGACUGACCGGCGUACUCUCCUCAGAACUGGAAACAGAGAAGCGGGGCAUCUUAGCGCACCGUCAUAUAGUGGAUGUAUUUUCCUUAAUAACAUCCGUAUCUCGAUCUUCAAUGGCGAAUCUUUGAUCGAUUUCCGAUCUGAUAUAACUGUGUAUAUACGCGUUUUUUAG
This is a messenger RNA of Lactuca virosa, 363 nucleotides long. The record is from the annotation of a GenBank genome assembly. NCBI's taxonomy places the organism in Eukaryota, Viridiplantae, Streptophyta, Magnoliopsida, Asterales, Asteraceae.